Eleginops maclovinus (Patagonian blennie) is the source of this 1615-nucleotide messenger RNA. RefSeq names its product parapinopsin. The transcript is spliced from 8 exons. The coding region runs from base 12 to 983 and encodes 323 amino acids. The record is from RefSeq and is a predicted model, not a curated record. Gene Ontology annotation, biological process: G protein-coupled receptor signaling pathway; cellular response to light stimulus; phototransduction. Lineage: Eukaryota; Metazoa; Chordata; Actinopteri; Perciformes; Eleginopidae. Gene Ontology annotation, cellular component: plasma membrane. Gene Ontology annotation, molecular function: G protein-coupled photoreceptor activity.
CUGAUCGUAUCAUGAGUGAGGGCCUGAAUGGGACCAUGAUGACGGAGCGGCCAUGGUCUGAGGCAGAGAGGUGGCUGCUGGUGGCUGUGCUGGGACUGGAGAUGACCAUGGGAAUUGUGGGAAACUGUCUGGUUCUGCUGGUCAAAGUCAUGUGCAGGGACCAGUUCUCCUGUCGUUACUGGCUUCCCUUCCUCAGUCUCACCCUGUCAGAUUUAGGCUGCUCCCUCCUUAUUAUCUCCGGCUCACUGGUGGCCAUCUUGACUGGAGGUCAGAGUUCACCGUGGUGUGAGGUCGUCAGCCUGCUUAAAUUUGCCUUCAUCACCUCCUCUUUAGGAAGCAUAGCUAUUCUUUGUGUGCAACGACUGAUCAGCAUGGCCUCCACAGGAAGUGUUCUCUUUGUUGUCAUGGUGACAGCCUGCUUGGCUUCUUGGGUGACAGGGCUGGUGUUUGGGAGCGUCCCGGUGGUCUACGCCUGGAUCAGGUUUGACCCUGCAGAGAUGCUGUGUGCUGUCUUCUGGGAGAACAGCUACUCAGACAUGUUGCUCUACAUCCUCUGUGCCUUCUCCCUCUGUAUCUUCCUCCCCUGCAUCCUCAUCUUCUUCUGCUCUCUUCUACUGACUGCCACCAGCUGUCGCUCCACCUGCAACAGUGAUGAUGAUGCAGCAGAUCUGUCUUCAGUCAGUCCUCUGCUGGUGUCUUUCUACAUGCUCUGCUACACUCCCUUCUUUGUGUCUGAGCUGAUCCUGCUGGGCAGGAAGGACCUGUCCCCAGCACCUGAUUGGUUAAGGACACUGUCUUCAGUGAUGUCAUACCUGGACUGUGGUCUGAACCCUCUUAUUUACUGCUCCCAUCAGGACUUUCGGGAGGCAGGCCUAGCUCUGCUGUGGACCAAUAGGAAGCCAUCAUCAGAGCCCGUCCUCACAUCUAUCACCAAACGUGUAAAUGUGUUCCAGACAUUUCAUCUACCUAACAAUGAUGUUUAAGUUUUCAGGGAAAUUAAAUAAGUUAUUUGUUAUCCUUAAAAUAUGUGCUAUCAAGUUAUUUGUAUUUUAUUAGUUUGAAUGUGUUGUAAAUAUAGAAAAAAAAGACAACUUUCUAUUAAUUUAUAAAUCAAUAUGAUCCUGUAGAAACUGUUUUCCCUCUGUUUGUAAAACAAGGGUGUACAAUCCGAUGUUCUUUAUGUGGAUUGUACGAAGGGAGGAUCCUUUAUUUAUCAUAUCUUCUUUAUAGGUCCAAAAUUAACGUUCCACUCUGUUGCCUACAUGGACAGGGACAGGUACAGGAAAACAUUCCUGCCCACUGCAAUAACACUGUACAAUAAUUCCCCCCUGACAACUCACUGCUCCAUAGCCCCUCUGUUAACUUGCACACUUUACACUUAACAUUGUACAUUGUACAUUAUAUUUUCAUUUAAUAUUCCAUUUCAUUGCACUGUUUUAUCAGUAUAUUUCUUAAUUUUAUUAUGUUGUAUUUUGCUUCUGUAACAAAAAAGAUUCCCAGUUUGGGAUGAAUAAAGUAUUUCUGAUGCUGAAACACACAGCAGGAGCAAGUAGGCCACUAGCUGUUUACUUUAUUCUCUGCUGCUCAAAUCACUGUCUGUUAGCAAGCUAUCUAA